Messenger RNA from Theobroma umbraticum, 1311 nucleotides. The record is from RefSeq and is a predicted model, not a curated record. NCBI's taxonomy places the organism in Eukaryota, Viridiplantae, Streptophyta, Magnoliopsida, Malvales, Malvaceae.
AUGAGGCUUGCUGCAAUAGCUAUUACUGUCAAGCCAUGCACUUCGCCUACUACUCCAAAACUCACUCAAUACUCUGUUCCCACCACCGCCAUUAAUCCUCUAAAGCUCAACACUGAAAACCCACAGUUUUCAUGGACUCCUUUAAAACAUGGCUCGCUUUUCACUCACUCUAGCUCAGCUAAACUCGCCAGGAAUUGGAUGGAGUAUCAGGGGAUGAACAACUGGGAUGGCUUGCUUGACCCUCUUGACGAUACGCUGAGAAGUGAGAUUCUGAGAUACGGGCAAUUCGUCGAAGCUGCAUAUCGGUCGUUCGACUUUGAUCCUUCUUCACCCACUUUUGCCACGUGUAAGUUCCCCAAGAACACUCUCCUGACAAGGUCUUGCACUGGGGAGACUGGUUAUAAACCGACCAAGAACUUGCGUGCCACGUGUGGGAUUCAGCUGCCACGUUGGAUAGACAGGGGACCGAGCUGGCUUUCGACUCAGUCCAGCUGGAUUGGUUACGUGGCAGUUUGUCAGGACAAGGAGGAGAUCGCCAGGCUCGGCAGGCGUGACGUGGUGAUCGCCUUCAGAGGCACCGCCACUUGCUUGGAGUGGCUGGAGAACCUACGCGCCACGCUGACUUCUCUGCCCGAUGACGUGGCCAAUGUGGGUUUUAAACACAGUGGAUGUGGACCCAUGGUGGAGAGUGGGUUCUUGAGCCUUUACACUUCCGGCACCGCCGCCUGUCCUAGUUUGCAGAAUAUGGUGAGGGAAGAGAUCGGGAGAGUACUCGAAAUGUACAGUGACGAACCCCUCAGCUUGACCCUCACUGGCCACAGUCUCGGUGCGGCUCUAGCCACACUUGCUGCCCACGACAUAAACUCCACCUUCAGCAAUGCGCCGAUGGUGACCGUCAUCUCAUUCGGGGGACCACGUGUCGGAAACCAAAGCUUCAGGUGCCAGCUCGAGAGAAGCGGGACCAAGAUCCUACGCAUAGUAAACUCCGACGAUCUCAUCACAAAAGUACCCGGGUUCGUGAUUGACAACAAUGACAUGGCAGACAAGCAGGCUGUCAACGUGGCCGGACUGCCAAGCUGGGUUCACAAGCGCGUGGUAGACUCGCAGUUGGUUUAUGCUGACGUGGGACAAGAGCUUCGACUUAGCAGCAAGGAGUGCCCGCACCUGAGCAAAGGAGGCGUGGCGACUUGUCACGAACUCAGUACGUAUCUCCAGUUGGUAAAUGGUUUCGUUAGCUCAAAUUGUCCUUUUCGGACCACGGCCAGGAGAGUUCUGAGCAAACACCGUCGGGAAAAAUUGGCAACUCUGUAG